GCCUUCAAAUUUGCGAUGUUGAACCACAACAAGAAUACCACGACUCGGAAGUUUGAGUUGCAGGCUUUCGUAGACGUAAUUAAUACCGCGGAUGCCUACAAGCUAUCUCGCCUUAUCUGCAGUCAGUUCAGCAGAGGGGUGUUCUCGAUGCUGGGCGCGGUGAGUCCGGACUCGUUCGACACCCUCCAUUCUUACAGCAACACGUUCCAGAUGCCUUUCGUGACGCCCUGGUUUCCCGAGAAGGUUCUGACACCGUCCUCUGGUCUCCUGGAUUUCGCCAUAAGCAUGCGUCCGGAUUAUCAUCGCGCGAUCAUCGACACGGUGCGAUACUACGGCUGGAAGAAAAUCAUCUACCUCUACGACUCCCACGACGGUCUGCUCAGGCUGCAGCAGAUCUACCAGGGCCUGAAACCUGGCAACGAGUCGUUUCAGGUGGAAACGGUCAAGCGAAUACAAAAUAUGUCCGAGGCGAUCGACUUUCUGCGCAGCUUGGAAGAACUCAAUAGAUGGAGCAACAAAUACGUGGUGCUCGAUUGUCCAACAGACAUGGCGAAGGAUAUCGUGGUGAGCCACGUGAGGGACGUUGCACUGGGGAAAAGAACGUACCACUACUUGUUGAGCGGAUUGAUAAUGGACGACCGAUGGGAGAGCGAGGUGAUCGAGUACGGUGCCAUCAACAUCACCGGUUUUCGCAUCGUGGACGCCACUCGACCUUACGUCAAAGACUUUUUAGCAGGCUGGCAUCGUCUGGAUCCGGCGACGUCUCAGGGUGCUGGCCGAGAAUCUAUUUCCGCACAAGCGGCGUUGAUGUACGACGCCGUAUUUGUUCUCGUCGAGGCGUUCAACAAGUUUCUGAGAAAAAAGCCGGACAGGAGCAACGUGAGACGGACCGGGAUUCCUGGCAGCAGUCAGAUUACCAACGGCACCAAAGGUCUCGAUUGCAACAACAGUCGAGGCUGGGUCACGCCGUUCGAGUACGGCGACAAAAUUUCCAGGCUGCUCAGAAAAGUGGAAAUCGAGGGACUGACGGGGGAGAUCCGCUUUAACGAUGACGGUCGCAGGCACAAUUACACCCUCCACGUCGUCGAGAUGACAGUCAACAGCGCCAUGGUCAAAGUGGCAGAAUGGACGGACGAGGCUGGAUUCCAGGCAAUCGCCGCGAAAUACAUACGACUUCGACCGCACACGGGAAUCGAGAAGAACAAGACCUAUAUCGUCACCACCAUUGUGGAGGAACCUUACAUCAUGAAGAAGAAGUCAGAGACUGGGGAAGUGUUGACUGGUAACGACAGCUACGAGGGAUACUGCAAGGAUCUGGCUGAUCUGAUAGCUAAGAAACUGGGAAUAACGUACGAGCUACGAAUAGUGAAAGACGGAAAGUACGGCAUGGAGGAUCCGGAUGUUCCAGGCGGUUGGGACGGCAUGGUCGGCGAGCUGAUCCGCAAAGAAGCAGAUAUAGCCAUUGCUCCCAUGACAAUCACUUCUGAACGCGAACGAGUGAUCGACUUCAGUAAACCGUUCAUGUCACUUGGAAUCAGCAUUAUGAUAAAGAAGCCCAUCAAGCAGAAACCUGGUGUAUUCAGCUUUUUGAAUCCAUUGAGCAAGGAGAUCUGGGUGUGCGUGAUCUUCUCGUACAUCGGUGUAUCCAUCGUGCUAUUUACCGUGUCCAGAUUCUCUCCCUACGAAUGGAGAGUGCUGACACUAAGCAGCGGCGCGGAUCCCACAAUGGCUACCAGAAACGAUCCCACGUUACAACAUCCACAUGGAUCUCAAGGAUCGCCUCAUAUACCAACGUCCAGUAUGGCGAACGAUUUCAGCAUCAUCAACAGCCUUUGGUUCGCGUUGGCCGCGUUCAUGCAGCAAGGUUGCGACAUAUCGCCCAGGUCAAUAUCAGGCAGAAUAGUAGGCAGCGUGUGGUGGUUCUUCACGCUGAUCCUGAUCUCCUCUUACACCGCCAAUUUAGCCGCGUUUCUAACCGUGGAAAGAAUGGUGGCACCGAUUAAUUCACCGGAAGACUUGGCCUCGCAAACGGAAGUACAAUACGGCACGCUAUCUCACGGAUCCACUUGGGACUUUUUUCGUAAAUCGCAGAUCAAUCUCUACAGCAAAAUGUGGGAGUUCAUGAACUCGAGGAAACACGUGUUCGUGAAAACGUACGAUGAGGGAAUACGAAGGGUGAGGACGAGUAAAGGGAAGUACGCCCUUCUGAUCGAGAGCCCGAAGAACGAGUAUAUUAACGAGAGGGAGCCUUGCGACACGAUGAAAGUCGGGAGGAACCUCGACGCUAAAGGUUUCGGCAUCGCGACGCCACUCGGCUCUCCCCUUAGAGACCCAAUAAACCUCGCGGUGCUGUCGCUGAAGGAAAACGGGGAACUGGCGAAACUGGUGAAUCGAUGGUGGUACGAUAGAACAGAAUGCAGGCACGGGGACAAGCAAGACGCCUCCAGGAACGAGCUUUCCCUCAGUAACGUAGCAGGGAUAUUCUACAUCCUCAUUGGUGGCCUGCUUCUAGCUCUGGCCGUCGCACUCCUAGAAUUCUGUUACAAAUCGCACACGGAAGCUACUAGGGCGAAGAUCCCACUGUCAGACGCGAUGAAGGCGAAAGCCCGACUGACGAUCGGCGGUGGUCGAGAUUUCGACAAUGGCCGGUACUACGCACCGGCAAACGCGAUUGGCAAUACCGAGGGCGACCAGGUGCACAGCAAUACGCACACCCAGGUGUAAAUUACCUGGAUAGCC
Habropoda laboriosa is the source of this 2739-nucleotide messenger RNA. RefSeq names its product glutamate receptor 1 (gene GluRIB). Gene Ontology annotation, cellular component: postsynaptic membrane; plasma membrane. The transcript is spliced from 18 exons. Gene Ontology annotation, biological process: modulation of chemical synaptic transmission; synaptic transmission, glutamatergic. The record is from RefSeq and is a predicted model, not a curated record. Bases 16 to 2724 code for a protein of 902 amino acids. Lineage: Eukaryota; Metazoa; Arthropoda; Insecta; Hymenoptera; Apidae. Gene Ontology annotation, molecular function: transmitter-gated monoatomic ion channel activity involved in regulation of postsynaptic membrane potential; glutamate-gated receptor activity.